AGGGACAGUGAUCAACUUGUAAACAUUGCAGUUUCCAGAUGUAUAAGUCGAUGCAUGAUGGACUAUUAGGUUAUAAAUAAUUGUUGAUAUGUAUAAUGCUGGACCAAAGUGAUGAUUGCCGAGUCCACAUGUUUAUUACCAUACAAGGUACUUCACAGAGUUUCUCCUGGUCAGCUUUACUUUCUGAGGUUAUAAAUAAUUGUUGAUAUGUAUAAUGCUGGACCAAAGUGAUGAUUGCCGAGUCCACAUGUUUAUUACCAUACAAGGUACUUCACAGAGUUUCUCCUGGUCAGCUUUACUUUCUGAGGAAGUGUUCAUUUCUGGAAUCACAAACUCAUUACCAGAUUCUGGGUGUAGAUCAAAGGGCGGAUAACAAAGAAAUAAGGCAAGCUUACAUCGCAAAAUGUAAAAAGUUUCAUCCAGAUGCCAAUCCGGGUGACUCCCAAGCUCAGCAGAAGUUUAUCCGUUUACAGGAAGCCUACCGUGUACUGAGUAACCCCUCGGAAAGGGUCAGCUACGACAUCCACUUCUACACCCAAACAAAACACAGGACAUCUACCAAUCAAAGACGUCAUCACAGGAAGCACUGGGCAAGGAGUAGAACCGAGGAUGUCCACGGACAAUGGACAAACCACACCAGACAACAGGAGGAUAUGUAUGGUCAGUGGGCUGGACAGCAGAGAAAGUAUGAGGAGUGGAUCAAAGAGAACAAAAGUAGACAGAAUUCAAACCAAGAACACAGAGAAUAUUAUAACGAGGCCCACUACCAUCAGAAGUACUACGACAUGCUGGGUCCCUUUGGUUGUCUUGUGGACUCUUUCUUUGGGAACAAAGACUCAAAGCAGGCAUCAUUUCAUGACAUUUUCUUGUUGUUUACGUUGAUUAAUAUUUUCACCAUCUUGGGAUGUGCUUCUGGGAUAUACCUGAUUAAGGAUAUCACAGAAAGUGCCAGGAAAUGGCAACAAGUGAAGAAAUAACAACUCCUGAUAGCUGUGGUGUGGCUGUGAGUGGCAGUCUACAUAUUUAAUGAUGGAGGAUGGAAUACUCUUUCCUUUCACUUGAAUCUGGUAAUAUACUUUAUACAAGAACACUAUACUUUGACAGUAUGCAUGUGUUGUGUGCUAAAGAAGGCACAUAAGGCUUUUGUAUACAAGUGUAUGAAGCAUAAUGAACACUGACUUUCUAACAAUCAUACUAUGCAAAAUUUUUAAAGAAUGUAAAUUUUUAUAUACAGUGUAGUUUUAACAGUAAUCUUUCAAUGUUAUGCAUUUUUGUAAAAUUAUUCUUAUGUUUGUUAAGUUUUU
This is a messenger RNA of Saccostrea cuccullata (small rock oyster), 1304 nucleotides long. RefSeq names its product dnaJ homolog subfamily C member 17-like. The transcript has 8 exons. The coding region runs from base 231 to 977 and encodes 248 amino acids. Lineage: Eukaryota; Metazoa; Mollusca; Bivalvia; Ostreida; Ostreidae. The record is from RefSeq and is a predicted model, not a curated record.